CUUCUCAGCUGCGCAACGGCGAUAUAAUGGCGGCGAAGAUCCCAUACUUCACGUUCAACAAUGGUGUCAAGGUGCCCUCGGUCGGCAUGGGGUGCUGGAUGGGCUCGCCGGGCGGCGGCGAGAGGGUGGAGGUGAUGUGCAAGAGUGCCCUCAAGUACGGCUAUCGCCAUUUGGAUACUGCUUACGGAUACGGCAAUGAAGAGCACGUCGGGAAAGCGAUCCGCGAGUCGGGAGUGCCGCGCGAGGAGAUCUUCCUCACAACAAAGCUUCCGAACAAGCACCAUCACCGUGUUCGCGAGUCAUUCGAAGAGUCGCUCAAGGCGCUUGAUUGCGGAUAUAUUGACCUCUAUCUCAUGCACUGGCCGCAGACAGACACUGAAACUGGCGAGCACGUGCCCUACGGAGAGGAGCCCACCUUCAUCGAGACAUGGAAGGAGAUAGAGAAACUCCUGGCAACCGGCAAAGUGAAAUCUAUCGGCGUCUCCAACUUCUCUAUCAAGACGCUCAACGACUUGCUUCCGCACUGCUCGGUCGUCCCGGUGACGAACCAGGUCGAAAUACACCCUUGCCUCCCCUCCUUCGAGCUGCAGAAGUUCUGCGAGGAUAAGGGCAUCCUCCUCACUGCUUAUUCGCCCCUCGGCCGCCCAAUACCCGGCCAGGACAAGCCGGUGCUCUUCAACGAUCCCGGCGUCGUGGGUAUCGCGGAGCGGCUCGGCGCAUUGCCCGCGCAGGUGCUCAUCAGCUGGUGCGUGCAGCGUGAGAUCAUCGUCAUCCCCAAGAGCGAGAGCGUCGAGCGGAUGAAGGCGAACAUUACCCUGGUCGAGCUGACCGAGGAAGAUAUGGCAGUCCUCGGUGAGAUCUACAAGCGACCCGGGAUGCAAAAGUCGCUACUUGCGUACCAUAACUACACGGACGACGGGCUGGUCUUUGGUUGGACGUACGAGCAGCUAGGAUGGAAUAUGAAGAAGGGCGGGAUUUGUGUUGAUUGAAGGCCUUCGCUGGCCCGUACAAAAAUUGUUGUGCACGUACUCCCCCGCAUGUAAACCUUAUCGUUUCGCCUAGCCUAGAAUCCCACGAUUUCCUUCAAAUUCAC
Laetiporus sulphureus 93-53 is the source of this 1093-nucleotide messenger RNA. RefSeq names its product Aldo/keto reductase. Lineage: Eukaryota; Fungi; Basidiomycota; Agaricomycetes; Polyporales; Laetiporaceae. Gene Ontology annotation, molecular function: oxidoreductase activity. The transcript is spliced from 10 exons. The record is from RefSeq and is a predicted model, not a curated record. The coding region runs from base 87 to 989 and encodes 300 amino acids.